Molecule: messenger RNA, 2310 nt
Organism: Aureobasidium subglaciale EXF-2481
Lineage: Eukaryota; Fungi; Ascomycota; Dothideomycetes; Dothideales; Saccotheciaceae
Exons: 1
Coding region: 1-2310 (769 amino acids)
Molecular function (GO): protein binding
Source: RefSeq, a predicted model, not a curated record
AUGUCCGACUAUGACCUAACUCACGUCCACGACCUUCACCACAAGUACUACUCCUCCUCCCAGCCUUCGAGUGGUGCCGAGUCCUCUUCGUCCUCGACCUUCUCCUCAUCAUCCACCCGACCGCACUCCACUCAGCUAUCAUCAACCACGACUCUCACUUCAUCCAUCCAAGGCCAUCACUUAUCUCGUCCAUCAACACAACCCAUCCCCAUCCCUCAGCAAUAUCAGACAUACGACCAGAGUCUCGAGGCCGACCAAAGACGAGAGGCCGACAUGUUCCGUGAAGUCGAGUGGAGAUCACCAAAGCUGGACCAAACAGAGAGAGAUAUGUCUUUGAAGCGCGCCUCAUCCGCCGAGCCCAGUCAAGGCACCAACACAAAGACUAAGCAACAAAAGGAGAACGGCAUCUUCAGAAAGACAUCGCAGAAGUACAGAGGCCUCCGUGCACACCUGCAUGGAAGGACUCGACGCAACUCUGGCGACCUCAUGGAGGGCGUCGAAGGUUCCAUCUCUGCAAGCAUUCCCGAACACGCCGCAUCCUCCGGCCCAUACCACAAAGGCAUCCAGCGCUGCUUCAACCCUACCAAUCGUUUAAUCCAAUCAUUGAAGGCUCCCAGACACGACACACCGCAACCCGCGAAUGGUCCCUCCCCAACGCUCCAAUCCUCCUCGACCAUGCCCGCUCUUCACUACAACCCCGACCAACACUUUAUGCAACGCUAUGUGUCCGACUCAAGUGCUGGUGAGGCUGCUCGUCGUGCUGCCUCUGCCACCAACGCUGCCAGCUACGCCCAAAACUCUCGUUCAUUCGUUCCUCACUACCAAGCCACAAGAGAUUCUCACCGUAACCGUAUUGGCAGCAUUCCAGGGGCCAGUGAUAGUGGAGCCGAUCUCGCAUCAAACGCUGAUCUGGACGUCGAGAUGUCUGACAUUGCAGAGAUCAUGGCUCCUGUCAAUAAGUGCUCAGACCCGGUCGAAGCUCUUCCCACAGAGAUCGUCGCUUUGAUCCUCUCACACCUCGAUUCUGACAGUCUCAAGUCCGCACAACGAGUUGCAAAGAGUUGGUCUCGUAUCGCCAAGGACCCUCUCAUCUGGCGCGCUCAAUACCUUCAACAAUACGAAAAGCAGACUUAUGUAUCCCCAGCUCCUAUCCAAAUCGGCGGUAUCGGCACCGGUAUCCCCAACCAGCCUAUGCAACAUUGGGAAUUGAUGCAUGAUGCCAGAAAACGUAUCGACAAGAACUGGACCCGCGGUGACCAAGGCGGCAAGGGUAUUUACUUGGCUGGCCACACCGACUCCGUCUACUGCGUUCAAUUCGACGAGCAAAAGAUCAUCACCGGAUCUCGCGACCGCACCAUCCGUGUCUGGGACAUCAACACUUACAAGUGUCUCAAGGUCAUUGGUGGUCCCAGCGUCCGUCCUUCUCCCGGUCCUAAGGUCCUGCGUACUGUGGAAUACCCCAAGUUUCACCAUGCCGAAUCAAGUGUUAAUGGCACUGCUCACGGCAACAGCAUCUACCAUGUUCCUUCCGACUUCCACAGCGCCAGUAUCCUCUGCUUGCAGUACGACCACGAAAUCCUCGUCACUGGCUCAAGCGACAACGACCUUCUGGUCUGGGAUGUCAACACAUACGAGCCAAUCCGUCGCCUGAAGCAGCACACUGGCGGUGUUCUCGAUGUCGCCUUUGACGAGAAGCACAUCGUUUCAUGCUCCAAGGACUGCACCAUUAUCGUCUGGGACCGCAAGACUCUCGAGCCCAUUCGCACUCUCACUGGUCACCGCGGCCCCGUCAACGCUGUUCAGCUCCGUGGCAACCUUCUUGUGUCUGCUUCAGGUGAUGGUGUCGCCCGCCUCUGGGACUUGAACAAGAUGCAGUGUGUUCGCGAGUUCCCCCAAAAGGAGCGCGGUCUUGCUGCUGUUGAAUUCAGCGACGAUGCAAAGUUCGUUCUUGCUGGCGGCAACGACCACGUCACAUACAAGUUCGAUGUCGCUUCUGGUCAAGAAGUCAAGCAGUUCACCGGUCACACUCAGUUGGUGCGUUCGCUGUUCCUUGACACCCAGAAUCGUCGCGUUGUCAGCGGCUCUUACGAUUUGGAUUUGCGCGUAUACGAUUACGAUACCGGUGCCCUGCUCGGUCGCUUCAACGAGUGGACCACUUCUUGGAUGUUGGCAGCCAAGUGCGAUUACCGCCGCAUUGUCUCCACUAGCCAAGACGGUCGUAUUCUGAUGAUCGACUUUGGCCGCGACGCUUCUGGCCAAGUUAUGCCUGGUGUUGAGCUCCUCAAGGGUGUCUCACCACUCUCGCUAUGA